This is a messenger RNA of Nasonia vitripennis (jewel wasp), 1653 nucleotides long. RefSeq lists its product as uncharacterized. The transcript has 5 exons. The record is from RefSeq and is a predicted model, not a curated record. Lineage: Eukaryota; Metazoa; Arthropoda; Insecta; Hymenoptera; Pteromalidae. Bases 43 to 1128 code for a protein of 361 amino acids.
UGUAGCGCGGAAAACAAAAGAAAAUCAAAGCAAAAACUAACCAUGGCACUCUUUCGAUCAAAUCUCCAAAUUUCAAGUAAAUUGUCACUAACCAAACCAAAAGCUCUACUAAGCUUGUUCGAAACCCCGACCGCAAACUCUCGUCGCCAAUUCGCGUCGAGUCACGUAAACGAGAAAUUCUUUCGCUCGUGGUUCCGCAAAAAUGAAGAGAAACCCUCCGACUGCCCAAAAGCCGACAACGUCUUCUGCGAAAGCUCCUGCCGAAGGCGUCUACCCGAGUGUCCGGAACACGUUUGCACCGGUGCGCUGUCCAGGUGCUCCGAAAAAGGAUACGGCGAGCCGAUAAAGCAGAAAAAGAGCAGCUUGUGGUUCAGCCUGAGGGUGAGUCCAGUCGUGAUAAAGGAAAAGCCGUCAAACUGCAAGCCUCUACCGUGCGAAAAGCGUGAGAGCUUCAGAGAGUACAUAUUCGGCCCUGAGAAGCCUCUGCCUCACGCGAACACCUGUCGCAUGGCUUACAAGUAUAAGCAGAUGUGCAGCGCAAACGAUCCACGACUGGAGGACGCGAGGUACCAGACGACAAAGGGCGACGCGUUGCUCUUCACCUCUUCCACGAAGCCGAAGAUCUGCUCCAUCAAAGGGCCGCAGCCGAAAGCACCGCCGCCAUACAUUCCCCCGAGCGCCGUCAUUUGCAAACGCAUCUCCGACUCCCUUUCGGCGCUCGACUGCUUCUGCGCAUGCGUUCCUCCGGAGGACGAGCCUCACUGCCACACGAAUCUGUGUCCGGUACACUCGAAGCCGUUCAGGCUUCCUUACGAGGAGCUGCGACCACGUGACCGACGCAUCAGGAAGUUCUUCACCUGCGAGGAGGGAAUCGCCGGUCAGGACGUGGUUCCGCCGCCGAGACGAGAGACUUGCACCUGUCCACACUUCAAGUGUGAUUCGGCUAAAGAGACUUGUGCCUUGCACGAGGCGCUGAGACUCAGAAGAGAAGAGGUGCAGAAGGUCCAGAGCGACGACGAAGAGGUUAGGAAGAUGUCGAGGUGCGAGAGACUCAAGAUUGUCACCGCUGCGAGGAGGAGGAUGGGCACUGCGGCCUGCGAUGCUGGAUGCCCCUGCGGUGGUUUCUGAGAGAAUCGUUGUAUCGUGUAUACUUUGGAAGAGUGAAAUUUGAUGUUUGCGUUUUUAGUAAUAAGAAUGUUUUUUUUUUAUAUUUAUUAGAGAAAGUCGUAAUAUUAUCUACUUACUUCGUAACAAAAAUGAUCGAAUGUCUGAUGGUCGAUUCUUCGAAAAAAAAAAAAACCACUAUACGGAACAUAUUUGAAAAGGAGUAAAAACCGCGCACAGUAGUCAACGCAUCCGGUUGGAAUUUCGGCUACACUGCGCCAUCUGUGCGACAUCCUUCCAAGCGAAUUUGACACAUGCAGCUCUGCUGCUCUAUCGAUAACGUAAUGGCAUUCGCAUAUACAAGUCCCUGAAGAGGUCGCUACCGUCGUCGCUCUAUAAUAAUUAAGUUAUACCAAACCACGUGAUGUCGCGAGGCAAGUUCAAAGUUGAAAAAUUAGUUCUAACACAAUGCAAUGUUAACUUUUUUAAUUACAAUAAAAAAUGGCUUGUGCGAUUGCCGAAACGCAUUUCACACUUGCGUAACCUCCA